Molecule: messenger RNA, 1851 nt
Organism: Heterocephalus glaber (naked mole-rat)
Lineage: Eukaryota; Metazoa; Chordata; Mammalia; Rodentia; Bathyergidae
Gene: Isy1
Product: ISY1 spliceosome associated protein
Biological process (GO): generation of catalytic spliceosome for second transesterification step
Source: RefSeq, a predicted model, not a curated record
UCACUUCCGGUCCCUUCCAAUUAUCCUUCCCACAGCUAGCAACAAUUCCAAUCUUCAGUUCCCGCGAGGGUCGGCCUGGUCAGAGGCUGAGAAGCUGCCGGUACUGGGGUCGCGCGGGCCCAGGGCGGCGCCUACACCGGCACCAUGGCCCGAAAUGCAGAGAAGGCUAUGACAGCUUUGGCAAGAUUUCGCCAAGCUCAGCUGGAAGAGGGAAAAGUGAAGGAAAGAAGACCCUUCCUGGCCUCAGAGUGUACCGAGCUACCCAAAGCCGAGAAGUGGAGACGACAGAUCAUUGGAGAGAUUUCAAAAAAAGUGGCUCAGAUUCAGAAUGCUGGUUUAGGUGAAUUCCGAAUUCGGGACCUGAACGACGAGAUUAACAAGCUGCUAAGGGAGAAGGGACACUGGGAAGUCCGGAUAAAGGAGCUGGGUGGCCCCGACUAUGGGAAAGUUGGCCCUAGAAUGCUGGAUCAUGAAGGGAAAGAAGUCCCAGGAAACAGAGGUUACAAGUACUUCGGAGCAGCAAAGGAUUUGCCUGGUGUUAGGGAGCUGUUUGAAAAAGAACCUCUUCCUCCUCCCAGAAAGACUCGUGCCGAGCUCAUGAAGGCGAUUGACUUUGAGUACUACGGCUACCUGGAUGAAGAUGAUGGUGUCAUUGUGCCUUUGGAGCAAGAAUACGAGAAGAAACUCAGAGCUGAACUGGUGGAAAAAUGGAAAGCAGAGAGGGAUGCCCGGCUGGCAAGAGGAGAAAAGGAAGAGGAGGAGGAGGAAGAGGAAAUCAACAUCUACGCUGUCACCGAGGAGGAGUCUGAUGAGGAAGGCAGCCAGGAGAAAGGAGGAGAGGACGGGCAGCAGAAGUUCAUUGCUCAUGUUCCGGUGCCGUCGCAACAGGAGAUCGAGGAGGCCCUUGUGCGAAGGAAGAAAAUGGAACUGCUCCAGAAGUAUGCAAGUGAGACCUUGCAGGCCCAGAGUGAAGAAGCCAAAAGGCUCCUGGGCUACUAGACUCCUUGGAGUCUAGAAAUCCAGUGGGCAGCCUGCCAUGCCUGCAAGAUCCAUAGGCCACUCAACGUGGCCACUACAGUUGCAGACAGGCUGCUGGCACCUGGAGGCCCUGCUCCUUUCUCAUCCUUCAUCUCUCACGUUUCUUGGCCUCCAGGGCUGAUCCGAGGGUAGGACUCUCUCUUCUGCCUCCCCUGGUAGGCUGUCUUCACCUUUGUACAGGUGAUUUUUGACCAGUGAACCCAUUUAUUUUGGGCUGUAUGAGCAGCCAUAUGAACUCAUUUCUAAGUUGGCCUGUAUGAGGUACCGUAUGAACCCAUUUCUUUUUAUUUUGGCCUGUGUGAGCUACUGUAUGAACCUAUUUCUUUUUACUUUGGAGUGUGUAAAAUAGAUUGCCCUCUGCCCAUUAAGUGUUUUGUUCUGGCAUGUACUGUGAUUUUGGAGAGAAUCAAGUAGUGGCCAGCAUUUUAAAAAUGCAGCCAGGUCCAGCACAUGCCUGUAAUCCGGGAGGGCCUGAGGAUCGCUGUAAGUUUGAGGCCAGCCUGGGCUACAUGCUGAGUUCAAAGCCAGGCUGCACUACCUAGUGAGACUCUGUCUCAAAAAACCAAAAGCAAAUAAAAUAUGUAAUUUUCCUAGAAAGACACAUCUUCUCUUUAGAACUAAGAUGAUGUGUCAGCCUUGAGCCCACUCCCUGGGGCCAGUAGCCUGAGCUCCCUGCUCUGCCAGGCACUGCCCUAGUUCUCUGCCAGCCCCCUUAUUUGCCUGGGGGGCUGGAAUUUUGACUUUGCAACUUCCGUGUUGUAACCUGUUCUGCAGAGAUUCAUUUUUAUUAAAUAUGUUUUUAAGAAAAGGAAA